AAUGGGAAAGUUGUGUUUACGUUUUUGAAAAGAAGAAAAAACGGAGCUCCAAACGGAAACGACCUUGUUUUUGAUAAUCGCGUUUUUAUGUCAAAAUACUUAUACAGAAAACUUGGGGGCUUAGGAUUUGCGUUUACUGUCAAUCGAAUAACUUUGCUUUGCCAACGACUCCAAAAUUGAAAUUGUAUUACAAUAAAGUAAAAUUACAUUUGGUACCAGUUUCAUAUACCCACUCAAAUCAGACUCAAUCCGAAACCAUGUCCGACGACUUCGAUGGCUGCGAGUGCGUCUGGUCGCAGGAAUAUGCGAUGCAGCGCCUUAUCAACUUUAUACGGCAGAACCAGAAUGCCUGCACAGAUACUGAGUGCUUCGAUGUUUCCGGACGCUCGACGCAGCAGGCACAGGCCGCAGGUCGCGACGAUGGCAGCGGCUUCUCCGUCGCAAUGAUCUUUCUGAUCGUUGCCAUGUUCAUGUACAUACUGAAUCCGAGUACCUGGGGCCACUUGACCAGCAGCACCAAGCGCGCCGGCGGCAGACGUGACAAUAAUCAGGACGGAUCGCCGCCUCCUCCGCCGGCUAUCAACUAGAUGUGGCCGCGGAUGCUUGCUUCUGCCAAAACCUGAGCUUCUACAACACAAUUCGCAAUACGCAUUUCCUUUUUUUGUUAUUUCUCCAGCAAAAGAGAAAGAAAAUUCUUCACUAGAGCCUAGAUGGCGGAUCGAACCAGAGAAAUUCAAUUGGUUAAAUCCCUUAGCACGUUUACACAGAUUAGAAAAAUUAUACAUACCUUACAUUGUACAAAACGCAAGACCGCAUACACAAAAAACAAAACACAGGCUUAUUAACUAACAUAUUUGGAAAUUUUUAAAAAUAGACUUUGGAAAACA
This is a messenger RNA of Drosophila gunungcola (fruit fly), 887 nucleotides long. Its product is annotated as small integral membrane protein 14. Lineage: Eukaryota; Metazoa; Arthropoda; Insecta; Diptera; Drosophilidae. The transcript has 6 exons. Bases 258 to 587 code for a protein of 109 amino acids. Gene Ontology annotation, cellular component: endoplasmic reticulum. The record is from RefSeq and is a predicted model, not a curated record.